Messenger RNA from Plasmodium cynomolgi strain B, 855 nucleotides. RefSeq names its product phist protein. The record is from RefSeq and is a predicted model, not a curated record. The transcript is spliced from 2 exons. NCBI's taxonomy places the organism in Eukaryota, Apicomplexa, Aconoidasida, Haemosporida, Plasmodiidae. Bases 1 to 855 code for a protein of 284 amino acids.
AUGACGCAGUCGAGAAGGAGAAGAAAGGGAGCAAUUUGUUGUGCAACUCGUACGGAGGGAGUAGCAAAGGAGAGUAAAAAUAUCAUAAGGACGUUAUUUUUGAGACAUUUCAAGGUUGUGCUCAUUGUUUUGAUACUGUCGGAUAUUUUAUUCAAAAUUAAGAAGACCAUAAUGAAGAAGAAAAAAAUGAUUCCUGAAAAUGAGGUCAUCGAUGAGAAAAACAAAAUAAUGAAGAAGAAAAAGAAGAAAAUAAAAACAAUCAAACAAGCAAAAAAAAUAAAAGAUUUAUUUUAUGCAAAAAAUGGACACGUUAAUAAUGAGAACAUUGUUAUUGUGAAGACUAGAAUGGGAGAAACAAAACCAACAGUGGAAAAAAAAACAAUAGUCAUAAAAGACAUAGACACAUGGGAGAACCUAGAGGAAGGAGAGUUACUUAUAAAAAUAAAAAGUCUGAAUGGUCUUAUCAAUUCUAGCCAAAUGUUCAGCAUAUGGAGUAGUGUGCACAUCAUCAUGAGGAAAAAGUAUUUUCACAGAGAAGAAAAAAUAUGGAGUUUUUGCGAAAAAAUUGCCAAGGCUUACCAGGUCUCGAAAGAGUCUAAGAUGAAUAUAUGGUACAAGGUAUACUACAACAUGAAGGAAGAAAUAAUGAAAACUGAAAGAGAAGAAUUUAACAAAAUUUACCCUUUUAUUGAUAGUGGGGAGUGUGAACAUGAUGUUUUUAUUAAAUUUUUACUUGAUGAAUUGGAUGUGUGGAAGAAAAAAAUGAAGGUUAUUGAGAACAAGUGGGCACACUUGCUGUUUUUAAAUUUGAAGUUCGAGAGGAAGAGAAGCAUGAUUCUCCUAAAAAGCUUAUGA